UGAAUGUGUGUGUAGGGUAUUUGGCUCUGAAAACUUUUUGCAGUGUGAUUUUUUUUCUUGUGUGUUCAGCUUUUGAAUGACAUAGGUUAUUGAAAGAAUUUAUUAUUAAUUGUGUGUGUGUGUUUUUACCUUUAUGAGGACAGUGAUUAAAAAAUUUCAAAAAUUUGUGAAAAAAUUUAUAAAGAGUGCCGACGAGAAGCUGAGAAGCUUAAGUCACAAGGGACAUCACUCCAGCAAGACCAACACAAACACAUAUUGCGGUGCUCAGAAUGGACAGUCAAGCUCACCAGGUGGAGCUUUUGUGACUUCUUCAAGAUCAGAGGCUCCUGAUGUUCCGCCGCCACCUAUACCUCAUGUGACAACCAAUCAGAUUCAACAGAAUCAGUCACAUGACCAAAAGCCUCAUCAUGAAACAACCAAUCAAAAUAGAUCAAAUAGGUCAAGUGUUAUCAUACUAGAGACUGCUGAAAGUGAAAUUCCUCCACCUAUUUUUCCGAAACCUCACGUAACACAAAUGGCGGAAAGACGUUUACAGCGUCAAAACAGAAAAAGUGGGUCACAAGAUGAAAAUGUACAACUUAAAAAGAGAUCACGUAGUGAAGGGCCACAUGGUCGGAGAAAAUUAAGAAAUUCAAUGCACGAGACGUCAAAUAAAGUAAGUCCAAAUAAGUCUGCAUCUAAUGGAAGACAUUCAAUGUAUACGGGACACAUGUCCGAUGAUGAUAAUGCUAUCAUGGUAUCUGGGAGUGAGUCCCCCGAUUCAGACAUCGUCGAUCAGCGAUGGACAAAAAACCCUCUCAUGAGUCGAAAAGCACGAAAAAGUGAAAAAAAUUCAAAAACUGAUAAAAGAAGAUCUGUUCAUAAUGUUGAAAGUCCAAAUAGUAACAUGGAACAAAGUGGACCAAAUUCCUACCAGGUUUCACAAAGCAGGGAUUUCUUUAUUCAACCGAGAAAGCCUGAUCCUUUUCAAGGUCAAAGCAAUAAAGCGAAAUUUUUAAGAAUGGAAGAAAAUCGUAAAAAGCGUAUAGACAUGGCGGUGACUAGUGACGAGGAGUGUUCUCCGCAGCUACGAAUAUCGCGUCUCCGACAACGUGCCAUCAUGAGUUCUCAUUUAGGUGACAAUCAAAGAUUUGAAGAUAGUUUAAAUAUCGUACCUGUAAGAGAUGAGAGCUCAUUGAAAUCAUAUCAGGAAUUCACGAAUGGAUUAUCACAAGUGGAUAAAAGCUUACGUAAUAGAGUUUCACAAUAUGACGAGAAUAGACAGAGUAAAUACGAUGAAAAUUAUAACGUGAAUGGAAAUUUCUAUCAAGAAUAUACCAGACAACAAGGAGUAAAACAUAACAAGUUACCAAAUGUUCUUCCAGAGUUCCUUCCCGAAAACAGAGAUCGUGCAAAUUUGACAAGUAGGAAUUUCCAAAAUGUUCCAAGUGCAGAUCAUGUGACUAAAAAUAUUCUGGUUCAAAAUAAAAAUUUACAGUCUGGUCAACUGAAAUCAGAAAAACAAUUGCGACACCAGGGUGUGAAAAUGUCGAAUGAUUCGCCAAAACUGCGUAGCUUUACGGAAGUAAAGGCUAAUCAGCCUACACAGUUGAAAAAGGCAGAUCAAAAGAUUGAACUAAAUCCAAGGUCACCGAAUAGCUCUAGUGACUCAUUAGAUGAUUUGAUUGAAUCAAAUAUUCAGUAUCUGGAAAGUGAAAUUGAAAGUGGAAAAUUAAAACGCCAGUCUGGUAAUUACUCACAAGAAAGAGUCGUACAAAGACAAGUUAGGGAACCAUUUCAAAUAAAUCAAAAACAAGAAGAAUUCAGAUCACAGUUACAAGAUCCAAGAACUUUUGUCUCUAAUAAACUUAUGUCUACUGUAACUAAAGUUGAACCAAAAAUUAUUCAAAAAUCUACCAUGUACCCUCAAUCAGGUAUGUCUUAUUCUAGUCAGUAUCAAAACUCGCGGCAAACUUCGUCUUCGAUGACGGAUCAUAGAAAUGUCCCUCCGUCAGGUUCAGCAACGUACAGUCCAUAUAUGCAACGUAAAACGUACGAUGUAAAUGAAGAUAUUUCUAAAUCAGAUAGUCAUCUAAAUGCAUUUAAUUCUAACUUUAAUUCAGUUCCAACAGCCUUUCAACCGGCUAAAAGUUACGCACCUUAUCCUGUAUUAAAUAAAGAAACUGGUAAUAUAACGUAUAUACAACCAACAGAUAGUAUUGAGGAUCAAAUGCAAAUGCAUGAAAAUGGAACUAUGGUUGAUUCCGGAAUGUUCUCUGAUGUUGAGUAUAAUAUUGAAGUUUCCGAGAGAAUUAAAAAAUGGGAGAAAAAGUUAACUCCCGGUGAGCUUGAAGAAAGACAUAAAGUUUUAAAUACCAUAAAAGAAUAUGAGUCAUUCAGUGACAGUAAUCAGAAAGAUUCGGUUCCGGAUACUCCAGUUGAGGUCCGGCGUGAAUUAUGGCAGUUAGUGAGUCCAACUAGUAAUUCUGGAGUUGGUAAAUUAUCGGUCAAUUUAACACGAUCAACAUCUUCUAUAUCAGAUUCAAACAUGCAGGAUCCAUCAAGUGCCCAGUACUUUGAACCGAAAGUGGUUUCAUCAGAAACAAAUUUGCACAGAAUUUUUCGUGUAGUGAAUGAACCAAGACGAAGGCCAGUUACAAAAACAAUCAAAGUUAAACCGUCUACAGAGUCUCAUGAUACAAACAUUCAGAAUAGAUCGCGAAGAAAACCUCCAGAAGUUGCUUCACAUGCGCAGAGUUUGAGUAAUGUGACAUUAAGUGAAUCUGAAAUUGGGUCAAAUAUGCAACAAUCAUGGCCGCCUAUGGUUGUUGACUCUGACAGUGGAAUUAGAAAAUCAUGGAGAAUGUCCCGAUAUGAAGAUGAAAUAAAUGAGUUAAAGGAACUAGUUUCAGACAAUUUUCGCGACAUAAGGAAGCGUUUCGAUUCCGAUAUGAGUGAGACAGAUACUAAACGUGCAUCGCCAGUUUUCCGCGAGCCGCAAGUGCAGGCUCCGAUGGCUGUAAGUGUUCCAGUUACCUCACAAACCUCAUCUGGAAUGUCAAAGUUAACACUCAAUAUUCAGCCAGUUACACCUACUAAUCAGAGGUCACCUGUAACAAUCAGACGUAAGUUAUCCGACCAGAGACAAGAUAGAACGCCACCAGCUUCACCUGCUGUUCCAGUGACACCAAAAAAUGAAAGGAAAGUGCCUAUUUUUAGGAAUGUUCCUAUAGAAACUAAGUCGAUCUCAACUGUUAUACAAUCUCCAAUAAAGCAGACGACAGUUCCAGAUUUGAAGCAGUCAUCUUCUGCAGACAGUAAAAUACCUCCUGAUAUAUGGUCACCAAAUAUGGAGAGUAGGAAAGGACUGGUUAGUAUGGAGAGAGUGAAAGCACGUACUCUGCAAACAAUUCCUUUUUCGGAAGAUCCAGUUUGGAAAGAAAUCGAAGGACUUGCAACUUUCGAUAAACCAGAUGAAAUUUCUAGAGAAGUGAAUUUUGAUGAAAUUGACGAACUAUUAAAACUUGCUACCGGUGGAGUUGACAAUUUGAAGGCAAGAUCAAAACCGAAUUUAGUGUUUGACGAUCAGAUGAGGAAAUUGUCUGCUUCUGACAAUAUUGCACCACAUCAAUCAACACAACAAGAGAUAUUAAUGACCCAGAGCUUCACACCAACCACCCAUAUGCAAGUACCCAAAGAAAAACACCGUGCAUUGUCUGAUUCAACAUAUCCACCUCCUUCAAACAAGCAUGUCUUUCAUCCUCCUACAAUUCAACCCUUGAAACUUAACUCAAAAUCAUCGAAGAAAUCAAGCACAAGUGCUCUAGAUGAAGUAUUGGAAGACAUUCGCGCUACACUUCAAAAGAAACCAUUAAGUCCAAAACUUAUGAAAAACUUGGACACAUCAGAAUCUAACUCAUCCACAAACCUUUCAUUGCAAUCCCCUCUGACAAAAUCUUCAAAAUCUUUCAUCUUUCCAAAGGAUAUAAAACGUGCCAAAACUGAAACCGUGCCAGAAAACCCUGAAGUUGUGAAGUCGGCUGCUGCUACACCUGGUUAUGAUAACACAAGUGCGUCAUGGAAACCAGCUGAGAAUGAGCUCCCACCCCAAGCUUUACAGCAGCUAGCAAAUACAACUUAUAUUGAUCCUGAGUUUACACAAUUUCCAUAUAUUAUCAAUGGAAAUUAUCACCUUGACCCAAAACUUUUGUCAGAAAAGUUAAAAAGUACAGGUUUAGCAAAUGACUCCUCAGAUGAGCUUUUGUUAAAACGAAAAAAGGCAUUUGAUUUACCUGCCAAUCAUCAAGCAUUGAACUUAGAAAAGAAUCAGCCUGCCAAUCUGGUGAAUAGACCAGAGACUGUAAAGCAAUCUAAUCCAAUUACCCAUGAGCUGGACCAAUCUGUUGAUGACCUGAGAUCAUUAGCGCAAGAAGUCGAAUUUAAGUUGAGUCAGAUUAAAUCGCGUAUUGUUUCCGCAGAUGAGGAUAGACUUGACAGUAUCUUGUUAGCAUUGAGAAAAUUUGCUCCAAUGACUGAAGAGAAGUUUUUCAAUGUGAAAUUUACACCAAAUUAUGAAUCGGAUAAAGCAAGGAGAAGCAAGCUAGAAGAUGCUUUGAAUGAACUUGAAAAAAUGUAUGAAAGUUUAGACUUGGAUGAUAAAUCAUUGAUGGAUAGGGCAUCCAGGAGAGAUGAUACUGUUGAAUAUGAAAAUAGGCAAGGUAUUAAAAGUAACGUACAAAAUAUAUCUGUUUUUAAGCCGUCACAGAUUGAUGAAAUUGAAAAAGACAAACUCAAAAAUGAGUUUGAAGACAUAACCAAAUCAUUUCAAGUUUUGUUGGACGAAGUUACAAAGCAGUGUCGCCAAUGCUUGCACAAAGGUUCAUCGCUCCAUACUCGCGGCGUUCAGAUUCAAACUUGUUCUCCCCAACGGGUCUCCUUCAGUAUCUUCAAGUCAGCUCCCCCAAUGAAAUACGACAAGAACCACGAGACAACGUGUUUGAAAGUAGACGCAUUCAACAACGAGCUGUCCAGAAUAGUUUAUAACACUGCCAUAAAAGAAUUGGAAUCUGUGCUACAGGAAACUAAUAGACCAAAUAGACAAAACCAGCAGUUACAAGACCAAUCACAAAAGAUGCAUCUAGCGGAGAGUCUAGAAAUGUCAAUAAAAUGUCUUGCUUCAUUGCAAGUUGAAUUAAGUGAAGAAAAGCCACAAGUUCGAGGCUCAGGAAGAUUUAGAAAACGCGGAAAUAUUGAGCACAGAAAAUCUAUGCCAGCAAUUACAAGAAAUGUUGAGACCCAGACUGUUGAAACCCAGACUGAAUCUCCUCCAAAUGUGUCUGAAAUGAAAGAAAAGUUUGAACAAUAUAGAAAAGCUUCUCUUCAAGAAAUGUCCAGUGAUAGUUCUCCUGACUUUAAAUUAGGUCGCUAUCAAGUAGACAAAGCUUCUGUUGAUAUUAGUCAUGAUGAUAUAAGUUCUAGUGAUGACGAAGAUGAUGUGACGAGAAAAUCUAAAAUGCGACGAUCUUUGAGUUGUCCGGACAUUGUUGCACUUUUAGAGGAAUUUAAUAGAAAAGAGAAGGAGAAAGAGAAAAGAUUAGCCAAAGUUGAUAAAACUAAUGCAAAGAAAGGGACAAAAAGUUCUACACCAAAGUCUGUGAAACAGAGGCAUGAGAACAAAUUAAGAUUUAGAUCUUUGCAUAAAGAUGAUGCUAAAGUUAAACAAACUGAUAUAAGUAUGUCAGCAGCGUCUGAUGAUGGGUUUGAAACUCCUAAGAAUAAACCACCAGUGUACCCUGUAUGGAAAUAUCCAGGACAAGUUGAAAGUUCAAAAACUGAAAGUGUAAAGAAAAGUGAACAAAAAAAACAAGCUUUCGGAGUUGAUAGAGAUUUUACAAAAACAACCUCAGAUACUGAACAGGAUCGAGUGUUUUUACAAACUUCUGACCAGGGCUGUACUGGGAUUGAUGAAAGGGUCAUCAGACGUCGUUCACGGUCAUUUGGUGGCGAGCAGCAAGAUCCCGAGGAUAGACCAAAGAGUUUUCAUGAGCUUGUUGCAACAUUUGAACAAAACCCUAAACGUCUGGAGAAGAUUCGAACAAGUGGUUUACGAAAAUGUGCAUCAGAAGACUCCAUGUUUACUGAUUUAAUAUUGCAGAAAAUUUAUCAUUCUGAAACAGAUCUGUAUACAGAUGAAAAAGGGCAAAGAUUGUCAGGGUCAGGGUUAAAACUUGCUCUAGAAAUGAAGGUUAAAGAUUAAUGUUAAAGAGGUCUAUGUUUGUAUUGAAGCAGUCAAAUAAGAUUAUACUCCAUAAUUCUAAGAUAUUCUUAGUUAUUUUUAGUACAUUACACAUUGUAUUUUCAUUCAAGAAUUUUUUUUCUUAUUGAGUAUAUAAUGAAAACAUGCUAACAGUAUUCAAUCCUACCCUGAUUUUUGUUUGCUUUUAUCAAAUAUUUUUUUGCAUACAUGUAUAUAUUUUAAAUUAAUUGACAAUUAUAACUGAUUUUUUGCUUAUUUUAAAGAAUGGGAUUGUGUGUACAUGUAUUUAUUUUUAUCUUUUAUUUUUUAGUUUUUCCCGUAUUUUGUUUGUUUUAUCAUAAUUAUUGUUUAUUAUACACCUUUUCUUUAAAUUGCUUUUAU
Molecule: messenger RNA, 6616 nt
Organism: Ruditapes philippinarum (Manila clam)
Lineage: Eukaryota; Metazoa; Mollusca; Bivalvia; Venerida; Veneridae
Source: RefSeq, a predicted model, not a curated record